GGACAGUGGCAGUAUUGUCGGUACAUCUACCUGUUUUUUUUGUUUUUUUAAAGCAAUAGAACUUUGAUGACUGAUUAUCAUCGCCUUAAUGGGAUCAUCAUUAUCAAACUGGUUACCCAUAAUUCUCUGCUGUGAAUAUCUGCAGACGUCAGAAGAACAUAAGCGGAAGAGGAGGAAUAAACCGCCAUAUACACAACAUGUACGGGUAGAGAAGGGCUGGUUAUUCAACACACAAAUGGAUUUCCUUUGAAUUGGUAAAUUGUCAGAACGAGGAACCAGAACAGAUGAUCCUAUCUUUGAGGAAUAGCCAGAAGGAUGAGGCAGCGAGUCUUUACUGGGGUUGUGACGCAGCUGCAGGACCGCCAUGGGACUGUAGACCGGGAUGUACGCUUUGCAAUGAGUGCUGUAGUAGGCAGAGCGCCCUUGGUUGGCGAGAAGGUGCUGGUGAAGGCGGUGCAGGAUCCUUCGCAGUCUGUCAAGUGGACAGCACAAAGGGUGCAGGUGCUCAAUGGCCAGCCGUUUAAAUCUCCUCCACCGCUUCUACACUCCACGACACCAAACCUGAUGCCGAGCAUUUUGGGAAACAAGCGUCAACCACUGCUCAAGUCACCAAAAAUACCACCACUGAUUCCUGGUAUGCAGCCAAAUCCAGGUGGCAUGCUCCAGAUUCCCCAUCAUCAGAAGCUGCCAUGGUCUGCUCCCUGGGCUGGAGGAAGCAGGAAAAGACACAAUGAGGUUGUGGCUGGGAGGAGAGGCCGAUACUGGGAGGAAGCCGGUGGCUCUUGGGGAGGUGACAAUGCGCACCAGAAGAGACGGCGAUGGAAAGCCCCAUCUGAUGAGGAAGCUUCCAAAAGGAGCACCUCUCAAACCAGUACCAACUCUCCUCUCUUCUCCUUUUUCCCACGAGACAGCCUGGCCUGUGAUAAUCUGGAGCUACAGCGGCGCUACCCACACCUCCAUGCUCCCCUUUCACUCUUUCAUGUUCAGCUUUGCUGGCCUGAGAGCUUCCCUCCCAGCCAUCCACUUCCUCUGGCAGGGCCCUGUCACUUCCAUGUAGGCUCGCAACAACCUAAAACAGAAGUGACUCCAUCUCCAGACUCCACAGACAGCUCCAUCUACUCUGUUAAGGUGCUGUUACUGUCCAUGCCUGACAUUGAGGACUUCUAUACACAGUGUUGUAACUAUGCAGAGGAUGGGAAGGUGCAAGGAGAUGCGGUCCACCCUACAGCACUCUUCAAGUUUCUGUUACUGGAAAAAGCAGGAGAGCUGCAGCUCCCAGGAGGAUCGUGGUCCAAAGAGGACGGGUCCAAUCCAGCCAAAGACAGCAGCACCUUCAUACGCACUGCAGUGCGCUGUGUGAUGGAACAGAUGGAUUUGGACCUUUCAGCUUGUACGCAGUGGCAUAAAAUGACAGAGCUGAGAUUACUUUCUGGGGAUAAAAUGGAGACCGUUAUCAUCUUGAUGCCGGAUGUGUGGAAUUUAGUGCCGACAGCAGAAGAGUGGGCUAAGUUACAGGAAGAGCGAGAGGAACAUGAGUCUCCUCUCCCUGAUGUGCCCUCACUGGUAGUCCAGCCCUCUGCAGGGUUCACACUGUCUACAGUCUCCCUCUUGUCUUUAUUGGGGCCACGGAUGUCACAGUGCAGAGAUGCAUUUGAGGUGGGUUUGGUGAGUGAGCUCUUCAGCGAGAUGCUCCAAAGGGAUUUUGGUCUCCAGCUGUACCACUCCCUCUGCAGCCUGCCUCAGACUCAGACUCUUCCAGACUCUGAAAUACAGGCAGAGGACAUCAGCUCUGCCCUGGAUGAUGAGGCAAAAAAGGAGAGUAAGGACAUCAGAAAGAAAGGAGAGUGUGAUGCCAAGCAAACAACAAGCAAAGAAGGGGGUGAGGAAGAGGAAGAGACCAAAAUGGAGGAUGAACCGGAACAGAGUGAGCACCAGGCAGAGAUUCAGGAAGAGCCUGAGAGUCACACAGAGGGUGAAGAAGCACUGAGUGCUGACAUAGAGCUUCCCCGUAGGGUCCUUUUGUCGUGGGUGUUUUUUGAUCGGCAGCUCUCUGGCUCCCUGAAAGAAGAAGAUGUUCAAAACAUUCUGCUCUCCCUUGGACUCUACCUCACCAAUGCUCAGGCAAAGGAUCUGGCCAGAAAAAUGUCAGUGGACGGGAAGUGCAUGUACCGUAAGCUGUGCUCUCGCUGGACUGACUCAGACGAGGUAGCCUGUGACCUCAGCGCAGAGGGAAAUAAAUCCCUGCUGCCCGGUCUGCCUCGUAAGGAGAAGGGCUCUACCCGUCGCUCAUCCAACAACGCCAACCCCGAUGUCGUAAACUACAAAGGGACCGUUGUGAACAUCCCCAACCUGCUGCAGCACCUCGAAAGCAGCAAAGCAGCACAGCACGAGAUGGAGAAACGGCUCGCUGAACUGCAGGCAAUGCUCGAGGAAGCCAAGGCGAGGCCGGACUCGGAUGAACAGGAGCAGCUGAAGUCCAGGUUAGAGAAAGUCGAAGCCUUAAACAAAACCUAUGAGAAGACUCUAAAAGAGAACGCCGGCCACAUGCUCACUGUCAUCGAGAAGAUGCAAAAAAUGGUAGAUCAGACGACAAGCCUCACAAGGACAAAGGACUUGAAAGCAGAAAAAGACUAAGUUUCUUCACAUGGCAGAGUCAACAGGGGCAUUUGUAAAACCUCGAAACCAAUUUCUUUUUCACCUCUUUUAAAUCUCUCUUGGGAUAUUUAAUGGAGUUGUACAUUUUUUUUAAUUUUCAAAACCUCAGAAUCGCUCCGUUUGACAUUUCAGCCGUACAUUUUUUU
This is a messenger RNA of Hemibagrus wyckioides, 2801 nucleotides long. RefSeq names its product cell cycle and apoptosis regulator 2 (gene ccar2). Gene Ontology annotation, cellular component: nucleus; DBIRD complex. Bases 316 to 2634 code for a protein of 772 amino acids. The record is from RefSeq and is a predicted model, not a curated record. Gene Ontology annotation, molecular function: RNA polymerase II complex binding. The transcript is spliced from 18 exons. Lineage: Eukaryota; Metazoa; Chordata; Actinopteri; Siluriformes; Bagridae. Gene Ontology annotation, biological process: regulation of DNA-templated transcription; RNA splicing.